AUAAAUUUUAUUACCGUUUGUAAUGCAUUAAACAUUUUAAAUCAUUGGGUUUGCAACGGUAACUGAAAUUGUAACGGUAACAGCCUUAUUCAUAUUUUGUUGGCUAGUACUACCCAGCUGACCUUGUUGGCACAACUCUUUGGUCGAAAGCUGGGUUUUAGAAAGAAAAUAAAUUGCACAAAUUUAAACAAUAAAAGGCGAUUUUAUGCGCAAGUACGAGUUUUUAGUUCAUCUUUAGCUAGCUGGCUAAGGCUAGCUUAUAGAUGAACGGUAGGCCUGGUGCUUUUUUGUUUACGAGCCGGGGUUUGCACAGAAAACACUGCAAUGUCGGCAAACAUUUUAAUAACGUUUUUAAAUUGUUAAAACUCAGUAAUUUUCAUGUGAAUUUUAGCUUCUUCGUCUUCGUCUGAUUCGUCUGAUUAUUGUGCGUAGAAAAAAAUGAAAUAUUUCAUGUCGACGUGGAUUCAGUGGAGGACAUUUGCCUAACGAAUUUGUUAUAUUUUAGCUGUUUGUUGUUGUUGUUUUUUCGUUUGUUUGUUUUUGUUGUUGUUUUGUUUCCCCCCCCCUGUUCCCCGGAUUGAAUUAUAUCAUGUUACGUCUGCUGGUUAUUAAUCUUUGAAUGUCAUUGUGGGUUUCUUUAGUUCUUAGGCACAACACCAAUUUAAAACAAAACUAACGACCUCAAGAUUUGACCUUUUUUAAAAAUUCAUUUUUAUUAACUCAUGCAGCCCUCCCACACCAUCUUAAAAUUGUUAAAGCUGAUACGCCACAAGCACCAGCAUUGUGGAUAAGUUUGAUUAAUACCUGCUGGGCUGACUGACCUGUGUGCAGUAAUAUCCUUCCUGUAGUGAACUGUUUAAUAUCCCCUCAGCUUGCACAGCUCCUGAAUGCCUCUGUCUGUUUAAUGGGUGUGUGAUAUGCCCUGUGUUCCCAUGUUAUUAAAUAUAUGUGGGAGGGCAAAUGGCAGAUUAAGAAAAAAGAAGUGACGGAUUUAUUUUCUGCAUGUAAACCCAUAUUUCAAACUGGUUUGUAUUAGUUCCUGCAAGGUGCUAGGUGCUUGUUGCUUAACUAACAAGUUUUUUGCCUCUUAUUGGAUUUCUUUUUUUAAAAAAAAUUAAUCUUUAAGGUUUUCAAUAUAUUAUGUAAUAGUAACAGAUAGCAACAGUUUUCUGUCUUUGCAUUUCCAGAACAGGUUUUAAGUGCUGCUCAGUACAAAUGAGUGGCUGCUACAUCUUGAGGUCGUUGGAGCAAAUUUUAGACUUUAUUUUUGAGUUAUCCACUUAAAGAAUGGAGACAAUGUUGGUAGGUUUUAAUUUUGAUUAUAAAAUAUUCACAGUCAGUGGUUUGAUGAACACUAUGGUGACUUAAAGGCCAUUUGUCAGAAAUUAUGUAAGCAGGGUUCAUUUGGGAAAAUAUAUUGUUAAAGGAAGGCAAAGGGAAUCACAAGAAGUUACCUUCACAUCCUUACCCUUCAGUUUUAGUUGCAAUUUUAAAAAAAUGAUCAGACCCGGUUUUACCUCUCAAUUAUUCCAAAUAUUUUUUGAGGAAGUUCUUAGGAAAAGUGGCCAGAAAAACACAAAAGUGAAAGCAAAACCACUGAGCGUGAAUAUUAAUAAAAACACUGACAGUAUGUAUAAUGUGGUCUUUAACAUUCCCAUUAAUGUCAUUAGCUCAUAAAAAUAAUAAUAAUACCACAUUAAAAGUUGAAUUACCGUGCAGUUUUAAUUGCAGUCAUAUAUUCUUCAUCCUUUUCUUUUUCAUAAAGGUUAAGGUUGGACGAAGAAAAUACGGAAGAAGUCCACUUUAUUUUCAAUAAUAUGAAGCUCAGAUGUGUGAAGCUGAAUUGUUGAAUGCAUGCUAAAACAUGAGGAGGGAAGAAGUAUGGGCAGUGUGUGAGAGAUGGGGAAGUAAGAAGAAGUAAGACAAUUGAAGAAAGAAGAAUAAUGUCAAGUAAUGAAGUUACAGAAAUGAAGUUAAGGAAGUAAUCUGGAUAAGGUCACUGCGCUAAGUAAAUUUCUGGUCUGUUUGUCAAAUGCGUGCAUGUUCUUCUUAUUCAAUACACACACAUUAUUUUAAUUCAUUGCAAUUUUAUCUCACAACUGACAAUUUUCUUUUUUUUCCCACUAUUUAACAACUUAUUAAUGUAAACAUAUUGAUGUCAUAUUAUCCAUGGCUACACAGCACUCCUAUUUCACAACCCUAAAUUCAGUUUCCUUCCUGUACUCCUCACAGGAUAGUCUUAAUUCUUAAAUACACAGUGAUAUUUUGGCAAAUGUAUGUGUUGAUCACUUCAUUGGUGCUGAUAAAAAAUGUGUGUGGUUCAUUCAGGAGUCUCGCUCUGCAUCCAGGAGCGUGAGCCCACGGGGCUCUGGGAAGUCGGGGAGCCAGUCCCCAGCUCGAUCCCCUGCCCACUCAAAAGGAGGCUCCCACCGCUCCCGCUCCAAAUCUCGCUCUCGGUCAAGGUCAAAAUCUUGGGCUUCACAGCAAGAGAAUCUUGGGUUCAAACCCAGACAGGGGACUUCUCUGUGGAGCUGACAUCUUCUUCCGUUUCUCUGGCCAUUGACAAAUCUUGCAAAAGUUCAAGAGUUUCACUUCCAAGUUGCCUGCCAAUGUCUGCUUCAUGUGUCACAUUCCCACCGCUCACGGAGACACUACAGCCGAUCCCGCUCCCGAUCACGGUCCUAUCAUCACCGAUCUCACAGUAGGUCCUACAGCGGAGAGCGUCGGCGCAGAAGCCACAGCCGUUCGCCCAUGUCCAAUCGUCGCAGGCACAUUGGCAACCGUGCUAAUCCAGAUCCGAAUUGCUGCCUGGGAGUCUUUGGCCUGAGCUUGUACACCACAGAGAGGGAUCUGAGGGACGUCUUCUCCAAAUACGGCCCCCUGGAGGAUGUCUGCAUUGUGUAUGACCAGCAGUCGAGGCGCUCCAGGGGCUUUGCUUUUGUGUAUUUUGAGAACACAGAUGAUGCCAAAGAGGCGAAGGAGCGAGCCAAUGGCAUGGAGCUGGACGGGCGUAGAAUCAGGGUGGACUUCUCCAUCACAAAAAGACCUCACACCCCAACACCUGGAAUUUACAUGGGCCGGCCCACAUACGGAGGAGGCGGUCCAAGCGGUCCCCGACGCUAUUCACGUGACUACGACCGAGGUUACGACCGUGGAUAUGACCGAGGUGGAUACGACCGCUAUGAUGACAGGGACUACUACAGAUCAUACAGAAGGCGAUCUCCUUCACCGUACUACAGAGGCGCUUACAGGUCUCGAUCGAGGUCACGGUCUUAUUCUCCCCGUCGAUAUUGAAGGCUUCUGUCCCCUUAUCUUCCCAAACAUGUGCAGAUUUUUUUUUUUUUUGGGGGG
Molecule: messenger RNA, 3351 nt
Organism: Oreochromis aureus
Lineage: Eukaryota; Metazoa; Chordata; Actinopteri; Cichliformes; Cichlidae
Gene: tra2b
Product: transformer 2 beta homolog
Exons: 8
Coding region: 2752-3294 (180 amino acids)
Biological process (GO): positive regulation of mRNA splicing, via spliceosome
Cellular component (GO): spliceosomal complex
Molecular function (GO): RNA binding
Source: RefSeq, a predicted model, not a curated record